AUGUACCGCCAAGUCGAAAACCAAUACCUGACGGUGCCGCCCUCGGUGGCAUGCUCGUUGCCCACUAAGGCCCAGCGCCUGCUCGGCUACGGCGUGAGUCCACCGUUCUGCGGCUUCGCCACCGACUACAAGGACCCCAUGCAGGAGCUGUUCGGCGUGGUUGAUGCGGAGACGGUCGUGCUGUGA
Molecule: messenger RNA, 186 nt
Organism: Cladophialophora bantiana CBS 173.52
Lineage: Eukaryota; Fungi; Ascomycota; Eurotiomycetes; Chaetothyriales; Herpotrichiellaceae
Exons: 1
Coding region: 1-186 (61 amino acids)
Source: RefSeq, a predicted model, not a curated record